Molecule: messenger RNA, 1334 nt
Organism: Paralichthys olivaceus (Japanese flounder)
Lineage: Eukaryota; Metazoa; Chordata; Actinopteri; Pleuronectiformes; Paralichthyidae
Source: RefSeq, a predicted model, not a curated record
GGCUGGGGAAGAAAGGAGCUGCUCUCCGUCAGUAGAGCAGUGCCGCUGGAGAGCUCUCUCCCGUCGACCGCAGGCUCCAGCCCCAGAAAAAAAACAGAGAGAAAGAAAGGAAGGAACGCAGAGACGCGAGCUUUUUAUUUUUUAAUUUUUAUUUAUUCGUUUCUCCUCGCAAGAUGUAACUUGUUGACAUCACGUCGCGCACAUACAUGCAUUUGAAAAGAGCCGGGAGCGAGUGCGCAGCGACAAGGGGAAGAAGAAGAAGAAGCCGCCGACCGAGCCGCUGCUGCCCCGGCGCAUGGAACUUAUUGUUGUGCGUCCUGUUUUUGACUAUGUUACCCCCGAGUGAGUUUGGGUCUGUGCUCGCCGUCGUCGAUCCUUAAAUUAUUAUUAUUAUCUAUAUUUUUGUGUGGGAAUAUAGUCGAAGGAGAGAAAAACGCCGAGGGAAGGACUGCGCGAAGCCAGCGAGCUUUUUUCCUACAGAGCCGGGGAUUUAAAUCGUCGCUUGUGGCUGGUGGUGCUCCGGGAGAGAAAAGGAAAAGACAUUCAUGUGGCCAUUCUCUGUUUAUUUUAAACUCCUGGGGAUUGCAUGAUGAGCAAGGAAAGACCUAAGAGGAAUAUCAUUCAAAAGAAAUACGAUGACAGUGAUGGGAUCCCAUGGUCGGAGGAGCGGGUGAUGCGAAAGGUGCUUUACCUUUCCCUAAAGGAGUUUAGGAGUGCACAGAAAAGGCAGCUGGAUGGCGAUGGAACCACAAACUCCAAUGGUUCCCUCGCCAAUGGGCAGCUGAACAGCUCGGGAUCAAAGGGCAGCCACAAAGAAGAUGGGUCCUUGCGCUCUCAGGGCCUGGACGGGAGCAGCGAGUACUGCGAGGACGGUCCUGCAAAGAAGAGACCUCGGCUCCAGGCUCAGCGGAAGUUUGCCCAGUCGCAGCCCAAUUCGCCGAGCACGACGCCCGUCAAGGUGGCCGACCCGGUCAGCCUGAACGCCGGCCUGGCCGCCGCGCCCUCCUCCUCGUCCCUCUCGCUGCUCACGUCCUCAUCACUAUCCUCCAUACACGACCUGUCCCGGCGCAAGCCCAAGACGGAGGACUUCCUCACCUUCCUCUGCCUCAGAGGUUCAUCGGCCCUGCCCAAUAACAUGGCCUACUUUGGAAGCUCCCAGGAGGAGGACGACCUGGAGGAAGAGGAGGAGGAAGAGGAGGAGGAGGUGAAGAACGGCGGUGGUAUCCACUCUCACAGCGGCGGCGGAAGCAGCAGCCAAGCCUCGGCCUCCUCUUCCUGCCACUCAACGCCUCGCAAGGGCAAGCUCCCCACUAGGCAGCCGCUCAAUGGGCAUG